AUGGAGGACGUGCGAGGCGCAAACCGAGAGCGAUGUCGAACGCUAGACGAGAAUCAUGACUCAGCCAUCGUCAGCGACCAUUCGACGUCAGAGAGAUCAUGCCUGGGGACGGCCCGUCGGAUAAGUUCAGAAGAUCUCGAACCGAGUGCUGGGUGUCCACGAGACUCGACGCGACUAUGCGAAGCACGUCUCCGCAUAGAUCUCCUUGAGCGAGAAGUGGAUGAGCUCAAAAGGGAAAAUGAGGACUUGAAGUUGGCGAACGCCGAGAGCUCUUCAGAGCUCCGACAAGCAAGGAGUGAGAACGCGGAACUGAGUGAUGAGCUUGGACGAUUGGCGAGUCCGGAACGGCUGGUCGAUCAUACACUCGAGCAGAAUUCAAUAAACUCACUACGGAGCGAGAACAAAUUAUUGAGAUUACGACUCAAUCAACACCAGCGCGUGCUCCGCAAUGGGCUCGAUAAUUUCAUUGCGAAAUCUGUGGAAGCACUUCGAUCCGGAGGCUCGAUGAAGAACAAGAUUGAGGAGAUAUGCGCGGCUGGAUUUGCCCCAACGGAAGGGGAAGAAAACGAUCUAAUCGAGUACGACGCGCCGGCAACUCGAAUUCCUGUCGAGCAUAUCACUCGUCUCCAGGAAGAACUGCAGGCUCUCACCAACGAGAUGGCCCACGAAAAAUUCAAUUCAAGACGGAAGAUCGACCGACUGCAGGAGAGAACGGCCCACCUAUCGAACUCAUUGUUGCGGCGGGAUGAGGAACUAGAGCGGACGACUCAGAAGCUUGAAAACGCGCUGAGCGCUCUUCAGUCCCUGAUCGUGCUUGGCGAUGGCAUUCAACAGGAACUUCAGGUGUACAGAUCCCUGCUAGACGGAGAGGAGUCUCACGGGAACGACUUGGGAUGUACUUCCGGUGUUUUUACUUGCACCACCGAAACUUCCUUCCGGCUGCACCCCAGAGGCCACGAUGUCGAUCCCUCGCAUUCUCCCACUACUUCAGCUUCCGAGCACGAGAAUCUUCCCGCGAUUGAGACUCUGAGCAUUCCGCAGCACGAUGUCCGGCGAGGGAAGUAUGUGGUUCUACAGAACAAAAGUGACCAACGACUGGACAUUAGUAGAUGGUACCUCGUUCAAGAAUGCGGGGAAGAUAAGGCUUGUCAUCGACUCCCGCCGCAUUUUAUAAUCGAACCGAGGAGCAAGGUGAUCAUAUGGUCCGCGGACGCCAAAGCGACCCAUCAGUCUCCAGUAAACUAUGUUCUGGAAGAAACUGUCUUGCCGUGGAGCGAGUCGGACGCUUUCGAUCUCGUCACCAAAAUAUAUGACCGCAGCGGCACAAGAAUAACAGAACGCAGGACUCGGAUCGGUCCCCGAGGUCGCGAUACCAGAGCUGAGCGAGACUUCCGCAGGGAUGCCAAGGAUUUUGUGCACAUGGAUAUCCUUGCGUCAUGCUCUCUUUGUUGAGCAAGAGUCGGGAGGCAUCUCGUUCGGCCAUGACGAUUUUUAAGCGAAUUGUGAGGAGUCAGAACCAACAUCUCUGAGAUCAGAAUUAACAUUCUAGUCGAGGCAGUACCUGUGUUCACUCGAAGAACCACCACCAUCACCGGCGGAAUAAGCCAAUCCUUUACGUUAUAUUCUAUCAAAUCAAA
This is a messenger RNA of Galendromus occidentalis (western predatory mite), 1637 nucleotides long. RefSeq names its product lamin-A. Bases 1 to 1452 code for a protein of 483 amino acids. The record is from RefSeq and is a predicted model, not a curated record. The transcript has 5 exons. Gene Ontology annotation, molecular function: structural constituent of cytoskeleton. Gene Ontology annotation, biological process: nuclear pore localization; protein localization to nuclear envelope; nuclear migration. Gene Ontology annotation, cellular component: nuclear lamina; nuclear envelope. Lineage: Eukaryota; Metazoa; Arthropoda; Arachnida; Mesostigmata; Phytoseiidae.